AUGUCUGGUUUUGUCUUUGCCCAAAGUAUACCAGACGGCGAUUUCCUACGACGAGGAGAGAUUCAGGUUGCUGUCGUGGGCAACCACCUCUACAUCGAAGGAGGGGAGGUGUCACGAAAGUCCAAUGGUCAGGCCGAGGACGCAAAGAUGGUGAACAACACCUACUCCAUCCCCCUCGACUCGGCCUGGACAAACAAGACCGUCGCCCUCACGGAAACCAACAUGAACGACACCCUCUCCCCCGUCAAGUUCUUUUCCCUCUGGACCGACGACCAAGCAAACCCCAAAAAGAUGUACCGCUGGGGCGGCGAGGGCCCGCAGAUGAAGAUAUUCGAGGAAGCACGGAACCCCCGGCUCGGCCUCUUCUCCCCCGACGGCAAUGGUGGCGGCUCCUGGGCGACCGAGGACCUGCCCAAGCCGCGCAUGAUCGCACGCGUCACGGGCGCGAGCUCCACCAGCUGCAACGGCGUCGGGUUCAGCCUGGGCGGCUGGGGAAACCCGGGCACAGACAGGGACAUCUUUCGCGGCAACGUGCCGGUGCCGGGCCUGAUCACGUACGACAUGUCGUCCGGGAGCUGGGCCAACGAGUCGGCGCUGCCGUUUUCGACGUACGGCACGCACGCCUGGGGCUCGGCCGUCUGUCUCCCGUCGCUGGGAAGCAGCAGCGGCGGCGGCGGGAACGGAAGCAGCGUCAGUGGCAGGCCUGGAGGGCUGGUCUUCUUCCUCGGCGGGGAUGUGACGGGACCGACGUUCGCGGCCGAUGCAUCGGACGCCAACCCCGAGAGCGCGCUCAGGACUGACGGCGACAGGUCGCUCACCUUUGACAAGAUUGCUUUCUACGACCAGGGGGCAAAGAAGUGGCACUCGCAGACGGCGACGGGCGACCUGCCCCCACCGCGACGGAGGUUCUGCGCAGUUGCGGCCUCUUCGGCGGGCAGCCACGAGAUCAUCGUCUACGGCGGCGCGAACCCGCUGCAGACGGGGCGGGAUCAGGGGUUUGGCGACGUGCAUGUGCUCACGAUCCCCGGGUUCCGCUGGUUCAAGGUCGAGGGUGCCGCGACGGCGCGAAGGCAAGGUCACGCGUGUGCUGUCGUGCCGGGCAAGAAGCUCAUGGUUAGUGUCGGCGGGUGGGAUGACAAGUUUGAGGGGGAGUCGUGGAAGACGGCGGAUCCAUGGACAAAGGGGAUUGGCGUCCUGGAUUUGUCCUCGCUGAGAUGGCUGGAUCGGUAUGAUCCUGCUGCAGGAGCGUACGAGAGCCCGGCUGUGGUGAGAGAUUGGUACAAGGAUGGUCAAUUGGCAUCAGUCAAAUGGGACAACGAGGACACCAAAAAUCUCUUCGCGAUGAGAGGUGGAACUCCUGGCACUGAGACAAUUGGCAGCGAUGGCAGCUACAGCGGCAACGGCAGGAUUAACGUGGGUGCUGUAGCCGGCGGCGUUGUCGGCGGUGUUGUGCUGCUCGGGCUUGCCGGAGCGUUGGCCUUUUUCCUCCUCCGCCGGCGGAAACAGCGACGCCAGCAAAGUCCCCAGGAGCUGCCAAAUGAUGAAUUGCGAGGUAGUCCCAAGAAUGGCGAAGGCUCAGUCAGUGACCAUGGGCAGUCACCGCCAAGAUCGCACGAACUGCUCUCCCCGAAUGGUGCCUCCGAGUUGAGCUCGCCGACCGGCGUUUCUGAGCUGCACUCGGCGACUCAUAUUUAUGAAGCACAUGGAAAUGCAGUCAUGUAUGAGAUGGAUGGUCACGAUAGGCGACAUGAGAUGAGCGCACGGUAA
Messenger RNA from Pyricularia oryzae 70-15, 1767 nucleotides. RefSeq lists its product as uncharacterized. Gene Ontology annotation, molecular function: protein binding. NCBI's taxonomy places the organism in Eukaryota, Fungi, Ascomycota, Sordariomycetes, Magnaporthales, Pyriculariaceae. The transcript has 4 exons. The record is from RefSeq and is a predicted model, not a curated record. Bases 1 to 1767 code for a protein of 588 amino acids.